Messenger RNA from Penicillium chermesinum, 372 nucleotides. RefSeq lists its product as uncharacterized. Lineage: Eukaryota; Fungi; Ascomycota; Eurotiomycetes; Eurotiales; Aspergillaceae. The record is from RefSeq and is a predicted model, not a curated record. Gene Ontology annotation, molecular function: oxidoreductase activity. The transcript has 3 exons. The coding region runs from base 1 to 372 and encodes 123 amino acids.
AUGACAUCCCCCAUCCAAACCCCUCGUCUUAUUCGUCUGACUAUCAAGCUCUACAAGGGCCAGGCCCGACAGGGUGUGCUACUCCCCCCGGCGUAUCGCACUUUUGUGGACGACACGAACCGCCGUAACAACCGUGGCUGGGUGAUUGACGAUCACGAUGUGACGAUUGAGUUCUACUUCCGCAAUUUUGCUGAGCUCAACAGAGUCAACAGCGACCCGGAGUUCCAGGCACUGCAGGCCUCCGAAGAACCAUUCGUCAACCGGGCACACACGGUCGUCUCUCUUUCGUGGGUAGAGAACUACGUGGACGAGGGUAAGGUGGUCAAUAUUGUGGAUGAUAAAUCUACUUAUCCCCCCUAUGAGGAGCUUUGA